AUGAGCGCGAUCCCGGCCGGGCACGACGGCAGGAUGGAGGGCGGCAGAGGCAGCCGGGCCGACAGCGGCAGCGGCGGCGGCGGCUCCCCGAGGCUCCAGCCGUGCGCGCAGCCUCCCAGCAGCAGCAGCGGCAGCAGCAGCAGCAGCAGCAGCCGGACCAAAGAUGCCAGACACCAGCAGCAGCAGCUCCAGCAGAGGCAUCAUGGUGGGUCGAUGUGGAAGCAGCCGUCUCACAACGAGCCCUCGGACGUCGUGAGGCGCGCGUUGGACUUCAAGUGCCAGGGCACCCAGUGCUACAAGGAUAAGAAGUACCGGGAGGCGAUCGGCAAGUACCACCGCGCUCUGCUGGAGAUCAAGGGGCUGUGCAGGGUGCUGGGAGACCCGGACACCGGCUCCAAGCCGCCGUCCCCCCUCCUGCCGACCUUCAGCAAGUCCAGCACCCUGACGGACGAGCAGAAGGGGGCCAUGGAGAACGCAGAGCUGGAGUGUUACAACAGCCUGGCAGCCUGUCUUUUGCAAAUGGAGCUGGUGAACUACGAGCGAGUGAAAGAAUACUGUUUGAAAGUGCUUUACAAGGAAGGGAAGAACUUCAAGGCUCUCUACCGCUCCGGAGUGGCCUACUACCACCUGGGGGACUUCCAGAAGGCCCUGUACUACCUGAAGGAGUCACACAAACAGGAGCCAUCAGACACCAAUGCCAUCCGCUACAUCCAGCUGACAGAGAUGAAGAUUCGCCGGAGCGCCCAAAGGGAAAAGAAAGAGGCCACAUAAGCACUGGCUGUCUGAUGGCUUCUCGGCCAUCGUGCAUUUAAAGCCCGACUGUGUGCCACCCAGACCUCGCACACCCACAGUCAGAGCUCUGGGUGUGAAGCGGUGUUCUGUUUGCUUUUGCUUUGCACAACAUCCGGUUGCCAGUUUUGUGAUUGAACUUCACCAAUGUGUGCUUGAAGCAGUUAAAAAAAAAAAAAAAAUUGUGCCAGAUAUUGAGUUUUUGCCUCGACACCGUCAAACUACGGUGGCCGAGAGAGCUCAACACACUGUGGAUUAAUGAAACACAUGCAAAUAGAAAUAAGACUUGCAAAUCAAGAGUGCAAAUACAGAAACGCCCUGCAAAUAGCGAGAGUGACACUGGAAACAUUUCCAGGGAACCCUUAAAAUGUUAUGAAUUUAUUGAAGUCUUUUCUUGUUUUUCUUAAUUUGCAUGUGUGGUUUCUAUUUGCCUUUUUAAUCUGCAGUGUGUUGAACUCUCUCGGCCACCGCACCGAAUGGAUCUAGAAUGAAUCCAUCGGGAUUAUGUUUUAAACAUUACAAACUGAUGCACUGCCAGUCCAAACAUUGCACAUACAGGCCAACACUUGUGAUACAGACAGGAGCAACACGGCCUA
Molecule: messenger RNA, 1385 nt
Organism: Pleuronectes platessa (European plaice)
Lineage: Eukaryota; Metazoa; Chordata; Actinopteri; Pleuronectiformes; Pleuronectidae
Product: tetratricopeptide repeat protein 9A
Exons: 3
Coding region: 1-771 (256 amino acids)
Molecular function (GO): protein binding
Source: RefSeq, a predicted model, not a curated record